This is a messenger RNA of Salvia hispanica, 1100 nucleotides long. RefSeq lists its product as uncharacterized. Gene Ontology annotation, molecular function: RNA binding; structural constituent of ribosome. Gene Ontology annotation, biological process: translation. Gene Ontology annotation, cellular component: cytosolic small ribosomal subunit; ribosome. The record is from RefSeq and is a predicted model, not a curated record. NCBI's taxonomy places the organism in Eukaryota, Viridiplantae, Streptophyta, Magnoliopsida, Lamiales, Lamiaceae.
CCGUCUGCAACCAACAUACACGCACAGGCCUUCAGCUUCCUCUCUCACCAUUCCUUCCCCCUCUCCUUCUCCCAACUGCAAUCAUGGCGGAUAGAGGCGCAGGGGACCGGGGCGGCUUCGGCCGUGGAUUCGGAGGCCGAGGACGCGGCGGAGACAGAGGCGGCCGAGGACGCGGCCGUCGCCCCCGACGUGAGGCGGAAGAGGAAAAAUGGGUCCCUGUCACCAAGCUGGGCCGCCUGGUAAGGGAUGGCAAGAUCAAAUCACUCGAGCAAAUUUACCUCCACUCCCUCCCGAUCAAGGAGUACCAAAUCAUCGAUCUUCUGGUUGGCCCGUCGCUGAAGGACGAGGUCAUGAAGAUCAUGCCCGUCCAGAAGCAGACCCGCGCCGGGCAGAGGACGCGAUUCAAGGCGUUCGUCGUCGUCGGCGAUAGCAACGGCCACGUCGGCCUCGGCGUCAAGUGCUCGAAGGAGGUGGCGACGGCGAUUCGAGGCGCGAUUAUUUUGGCGAAAUUGUCGGUGAUCCCUGUGAGGAGGGGAUACUGGGGGAAUAAGAUCGGUAAGCCGCACACCGUGCCGUGCAAGGUCACCGGGAAGUGCGGGUCCGUCUUGGUGAGGAUGGUGCCGGCGCCGCGUGGUUCGGGGAUUGUGGCGGCUCGUGUGCCUAAGAAGGUUCUGCAGAUGGCUGGUAUUGAUGAUGUCUUCACCUGCUCCCGUGGAUCCACUAAAACCCUAGGCAACUUCGUCAAGGCAACAUUUGACUGCUUGUUGAAGACUUAUGGCUUCCUAACUCCAGAUUUCUGGAGGGAGACCCGAUUUUCAAAAUCACCUUUCCAAGAAUACACAGAUUUGUUGGCAAAGCCGACUGGGAAGAUUCUACAUGUUGUGGACGAAGUUGAGGCCUAAGCGUAAGGAAGGGUUUUUGUUAAGGUGUUUCAUUAUAGAUGAAGAGCUCAAAUUUUGUAGUACUAUUGUUUUGGUCAUCGAAUUGCCUGUUUGAGAUUGCUUUUGUUUAAAAGCAGGUCAUGUGUAUCCUGAUUUGCUUUGGGUUACUUGUGUUACCAUAGUUUUGUUUGCAAUUUAGAUGUACUAUUUUUAUUCCCA